AUGCCCUCUUGGGCCCUCUUCAUGGUCACCUCCUGCCUCCUCUUGGCCCCUCCAAACCAGGCACAAGUCACCAGCCAAGAUGUCUUCUCGCUGGCCUUGGGCACAGAGCCCCUGAAUUGCUUUUCCCAAACAUUUGAAGAUCUCACCUGCUUCUGGGAUGAAGAAGAGGCAGCACCCAGUGGGAUAUACCAGCUGCUGUAUGCCUACCCAGGAGAGAAGCCCCGUGCAUGCCCCCUGCAUUCCCAGAGUGUGCCCACCUUUGGAACCCGCUAUGUGUGCCAGUUUCCAGCCCAGGAUGAAGUGCGCCUCUUCUUUCCGCUGCACCUCUGGGUGAAGAAUGUGUUUCUCAACCAAACUUUGAUCCAGAGAGUGCUGUUUGUGGAUAGUGUGGGCCUGCCAGCCCCACCCAGUGUCAUCAAGGCCAGGGGUGGGAGCCAACCAGGGGAACUUCAGAUCCAGUGGGAGGCCCCUGCUCCUGAAAUCAGUGACUUCCUGAGGCAUGAACUCCGCUACAGCCCCACAGACUCCAGCAACACCACUGCACCCUUGGUCAUUCAGCUGCUCUCCACAGAAACCUGCUGCCCCACUUUGUGGAAGCUGAACCCAGGCCCUGUUCUUGACCAGCCUCCAUGCAUUCAUCCUACAGCAUCCCAACAGCAUGGACCAGUGAGGACCUCCCUCCCUAACUGGAGAAGUACCCUCACCCUUUCUCCUCCCCAAUAUGCUCCAUCUCUGACAGUGAAGGGUGGAAGCUGUCUUGUCUCAGGCCUCCAGGCUGGCAAGUCCUACUGGCUCCAGCUACGCAGCCAACCUGAUGGGGUCUCCCUUCGUGGCUCCUGGGGACCCUGGUCCUUCCCUGUGACUGUGGACCUUCCAGGAGAUGCAGUGACAAUUGGACUUCAGUGCUUUACCUUGGAUCUAAAGAAGGUUAUCUGCCAGUGGCAGCAACAAGACAGAACUAGCUCCCGAGGCUUCUUCCGCCACAGCAGGACACGGUGCUGCCCCACAGACAGGGACCCCACCUGGGAGAAAUGUGAAGAGGAGGAGGAAGAGGAGGAAGAGGAGGAGCUGGAUCCCGGAUCACAGCCCACUCUGUUCUCCCGAUGCCACUUCAAGUCACAAAAUAACAGUGUUAUUCACAUCCUUGUAGAGGUGACCACAGCACAAGGUGCCAUUCACAGCUACCUGGGAUCUCCUUUCUGGAUCCACCAGGCUGUGCUCCUCCCCACCCCAAGCCUGCACUGGAGGGAGGUCUCAAGUGGAAGGCUGGAGUUGGAGUGGCAGCACCAGUCAUCUUGGGCAGCUCAAGAGACCUGCUAUCAGCUCCGGUACACGGGAGAAGGCCAUGAGGACUGGAAGGUGCUGGAGCCGGCUCUAGGAGCCCGGGGAGGGACCUUAGAGCUGCGCCCCCGAGCUCGCUACAGCUUGCAGCUGCGUGCCAGGCUCAACGGCCCCACCUACCAAGGCCCCUGGAGUGCCUGGUCUCCUCCAGCUAGGGUGUCCACGGGCUCCGAGACUGCUUGGAUCACCUUGGUGACUGCUCUAUUCCUGGUACUGAGCCUCAGUGCCCUUCUGGGCCUACUGCUGCUGAAGUGGCAAUUUCCUGCACACUACAGAAGGCUGAGGCAUGCUUUGUGGCCCUCACUUCCAGACCUACACCGGGUCCUAGGCCAGUACCUUAGAGACACUGCAGCCCUAAGUCCUUCGAAGGCCACAGCUACCGAUAGCUGUGAAGAAGUGGAACCCAGCCUCCUGGAAAUCUUACCUAAGUCCUCUGAGAGGACUCCUUUGCCCCUGUGUCCCUCCCAGCCUCAGAUGGACUACAGAGGACUGCAACCUUGCCUGCGGACUAUGCCCCUGUCUGUGUGUCCACCCACGGCUGAGACGGGGUCUUGCUGCACCACACACAUUGCUAACCACUCCUACCUACCACUAAGCUAUUGGCAGCAGCCCUGA
This is a messenger RNA of Arvicanthis niloticus (Nile rat), 1956 nucleotides long. The record is from RefSeq and is a predicted model, not a curated record. NCBI's taxonomy places the organism in Eukaryota, Metazoa, Chordata, Mammalia, Rodentia, Muridae.